This is a messenger RNA of Lymnaea stagnalis (great pond snail), 5937 nucleotides long. The record is from the annotation of a GenBank genome assembly. NCBI's taxonomy places the organism in Eukaryota, Metazoa, Mollusca, Gastropoda, Lymnaeidae.
GAUUUAUAGUUUCUAGGACGCCCUGUGCCUGAAUUCAUACGCUAACAUGUGGAGGUCUAUAUGCGUGUAGUAAGGACAAAAUAAAGCGCUUUGCAGAGGCAACACCUUAUCUGGUAAGAUGUACAUGAAUAUGGUAAUAUUCUGUUACGAAUUUUCUUGCAUUUUAUGGCAAACUUAAGAAAGAUUCAAGACGAAUCUAUUUCAUACUUUCUUUAGUUUCUUGCGAUAACUCAACUGGUGUGUUCAGUUAAAAUGUACGAUGCCAACGCCAUGCGUAAAUUAAAUAAAUAUAUAGUGAACAUCACAGAAGGGAAUAACCUUCUGUGAGGGGGGUGGGGGCAAUGGUCAAGCAUGGUGGUAUGUCAUACCAAAUUAUGGUGUCAAUGUUAUGUGAGUAAUUAUAAAGGACAGUUAAGUCGGGUAUGGGACUUUUGUCUGAUGGUACCGCUUACAAUAUGCCGCCAAAAUCUGACAUGUUAUUUCAUUGACCUCAUGGUCUCACUAUUUAUCUAACCUCAGUGGCAGUUCUCACAAUGGGUACACACGUGAUGCUGUUGCUGGUCACUGCAAGUGUCCAACUUUGGGCAGCGUAUCCUUCCCCUGUGGUGGACACACCGUUCGGACGGCUGCGAGGCAUGGAGACGGUCGCCAGGAACAACAAGACUUACCUGGCGUUUCUAGGCAUCCCCUACGCCAAACCACCUGUCGGAGAGUUGAGAUUCAAUAAACCUGUGCCACACCCGAAAUUAGGUAAAAGCAAACAUGAAAAAGUUUAUAAUAAAAACUCUUCUUAAGGCCGUACUACCGUAUUAAUACUAAAGGACCAAGCCAUUUAUUAAUACUAAAACUCCAAAUAUUGAUUGACUAACGGAUGUUGAGCGAAAAGCUAAAUCAAGAACUACAAAAAAAAAAGUAUUGUUCCGAAUCCAAAACUCUCGAGUCCAUGACGUCAUUUCUCAUGAAGCUGUUUUCACUCAGAGAAGGUUUUUUUUUAAUAACUGAGAAGAACUAAUCGCCUGUGUCUUGUCCCAGCAGAAUUUAAACUAUUAGAUUUUGUUAAUUGAAAGUGGACAAAUUUCAUACUUCAUUCUUUACUGUUUACCAUACUUCAAGUAAACUUCAUAUUUCAAUUAUAUUUCAUUCUUUACAUUAGACGAUUUCGGAAGAUACCAUGAAUGCCCUUUGUCUGCCCACGCAGGCUCACGCAAUGGUGGUUGUGUUCCCAGGGUAGCAGUAGGGGGGUCGGUGGCAGCGCCUCUUUAGUCAGCAUGCCACCACAGACAUGUCGGCCAGAGCCCCAGGGUGACCUUCAUGGCAUACAUCUUCCUUAACAAAAGUGUUUAUUUCUUCUUGACCCCUAUUCAUGGGUCAUUUUGAAUAUAUGAUAGAGAGGGCAUAUACUGGCCAUAUUCCUGAAUUUUAUAGGAGAUACAUAGAUGACAGCAUAGGCAUCACAAGCAUGGAAACUAAUGAUCUCCAGAAAUUUAUAGAUUUAUUAAACUCAUUUCACCAAUUAAUAAAAUUUACUUCUCAAAUCUCUGGACAUUCUGUCAACUUCCUUGAUAUCACCGUAACUUUGAAAGAAAACGUAUUGAUUACAUCUGCCUACUACAAACCUACUGACAGCCAUAGUUACCUAUUGUACUCAUCCUCCCACCCUAAAUCAUGCAAAGACUCCAUACCUUUCUCACAACUUCUUAGACUACGGCGUCUCUGCCAAAUUGAUGAGGAAUUUCUAGAAAGAGCUGAUGAAAUGAUGGAUUUCUUCCGCUCCAGAUCCUAUCCUGAAACUACUCUGGUCUCAGCACUAGAUCGCAUCAGCACGAUCACACGAAAAGAGGCUUUCAAAACUCGCCCUAACAACAAUGAGGAUCGUACCAAACUUAUACUAACCUACCACCCUCACAAUUUAACUGCCAAAAAAAUAUUCCUAAAAAAUCGUAGCAUACUUCUUGCUGACCCUGAUACCAACAGGGUUUUCUCAUCCCCUCCACUGAUUGUCUUUAGACGGGACAGAAAUCUAGGUGAUCUUCUGGUUCAUAGUCGCCUUCGAUCUGAACCGUCUUACGUUGGUACUAAACCAUGCUUAAGAGGCCGCUGCAGAACUUGUCCCUUUACACUCCAAACUGAUAGCAUUGGCCUCCCUAAAGGUACUUUUACCAUUAAAGAGGGUUUCACCUGUGUCAGCAGAAAUGUAAUAUAUGCGAUUGUUUGCCGUAGAUGCCAAUCAAGUUACAUAGGGGAAACUGGGAGAAGAUUGGCUGAUAGGUUCACUGAACAUCUAAGGGAUAUUGAGCAAUGUAAACCUUCUUGGGAGAAGAUUGGCUGAUAGGUUUACUGAACAUCUAAGGGAUAUUGAGCAAUGUAAACCUUCCCCGGUCUCUUCUCAUUUCAACCAAAAAGAACAUAAAGGUGCAUUGGAUGUAACCAUUACGGCAUUGAUUUCAUGCAGUAACACACCAGAUAGGGUUAAAAUGGAAAAUAAAUUUAUUCAGCUGUUUGGCACCAUAUCUCCAUAUGGUAUUAAUCAAAUAAUAUCCUACUGAUGUUUCUCCGUUUCCCUAUAUUUCAUCUAUUUUCUUAUUGCUGUUUGUUGAUGUAUCCCUGGAGAUUCUGGUCCAUUAUUAUUGUGGACUUUAUUUUUCACGGUGUCAAUAUUUAUAUUCUCUCGCUUCCUGUUUUCCCACUUCCGGAGAGACGAAUGAAUACUGCUUGAGUUGUCUACUGUGUUCUUUUCUUUGUUAUAUUUUCAUUUCUAUUGUUGGCUGAGGAAGGCUUUAUGCCGAAACGUCCUUGUUUUUUGUCCUGUUACCUUAUUUCAAGCUUCCACAUACCUCGUUUCACUAUUUCAUUCAUUUACAUAGCUUGAAAGCAGUCCCUUCAUUUAUUAUUUCUUCUUGUGCGUCCCCUUCCAAAGCUAGGUACUUUCUUUAGCGGUGAAUGACCUUCCUGAGGGAUAGGUCGUUAGUCUCGUGAGGCUGUUCAAACAGUUCAGAAAAAUUUAAAAAUGCAUUUUUUUAUAAAAAUCCUGCAAAUUCACAAUCAAAUCUAUUCAAUCUUCCUUGCGGCAAGCGAGCAAAGCAAAAAUAUGAAACUCCAUAAUGCCACCAAACACAAAUAAGAUAUACGUACAUGCUGGUUAAGGCGGGUCCAUUUUAACGUUUGACAUGACACAUCGGGUAAAGAGUUAGCUUAUACAGACGUAACAAUAACCACGAUCUGAUGUGUUAGCAUAUCAGCCUGAAAUUAAAUUUACAACCUUGAAAUUAAGAAGACUGUUUGCUUGUCACCUUUCUCUAGCUGCUGUGUUUAACGCAACGGUGCCUGGUGCCUCCUGCGUUCAAUCUGAUUUGAUGCUUCAGCCAGGAGAGACGAUGUCCGAAGACUGUCUGUUUUUGAACGUGUUUACCAGAGGCGACGGCAACUCGACAGUCAACCGCAAAAAGGUGAUGGUUUGGGUUCACGGUGGUGCAUUCAUCCUGGGCUCCUCCCUGCUGUACGACGCCGGAUCAAUCGUGACGGACCAUGACGUCAUCGUGGUCACGCUCAACUACAGGCUGGGCGUGCUGGGGUUUUUCAGCACCGGAAACGAGGCGAGUCUCGGGAACUACGGUCUUUGGGACCAGGUGGCGGCUUUAGAGUGGGUCAAGGACAACAUCGCCGGCUUCGGUGGGGAUCCCGAUGACGUCACUGCCAUGGGCCAAUCCGCCGGAGGGGCGUCGGUGUCUCUGUUAGCGUUGUCGCCUGUCGCCAAAGGCGUGUUCACGAGAGUUUACGCUCAAAGUGGGUUUGCGUCGUCACUGUUCGCAAACUACGUCAAUUCCUAUAUGGACGCGGAGUUCGUGUCCCGAGAGUUGAACUGCACUAACGAAGUUCCUCGCAACGCAACCGAGUUGGUCAGAAGUCAUGCCGUCUUAGACUGCCUGAGAAAUCGUUCAGCCGCCGAUGUUUCCAAGUGGGCCGCCCCUGAGCUGUACAGAACAUCAUACGGGCCACGUGUGGACGGGGAUCUCAUCCCGAGGUCGGCUUUAGAGUUGCUGGGCGACUACGAUUAUCUGGUAUCGAUUGGAUUCUACGAGAGAGCGUACUUGGUCGGCGUCAACAACAACGACAGACAGGCGGUCGAUGCCUUAUUCGAGUCUGCAAAGUUAAGCCACUAUGGCGCCGUGAACAACUUGACGUCAGAGGAGAAGGAGAAAGGCUGGAAGGACACCGUCAACACAGCUGCGUGCUUCAACAUUGGGGACAGGCUGGGCUUAGAGUCGCCUUCGGAUGUCCAGGUCCGUCCCAUCACCGAUUGGUACGAGAACAGGCAUCCUGGCGAGGCCGCUGUGAAGACCCUCAUCUCCGACCUGUACUUCAGCGUGCCGCUGUUCGAUUUUCUCAAGGCCGUGGCUAGAAACAGCUCGGUGAAGGCGUGGCUGAUGUACUUCAACCAUUUCCCGAGCUACUUGAACGGGACGUCCAAAGGAAUGACGCACGGACUGGACCUGCCCUACUUGUUUGACAUUCCGAUGGACGUCGUGGACAGGCUGACGUUUGCGGGAAUCCACGGAAGCUUUGAUGGCGCCGACUUGAGACUCAGACGUCUCUUUUCUUCUCUGAUAGCGGAGUUCACCAAGACAGGGUAAGUAUGAAGUUACGUGUGUUCUCUGAUAGCGGAGUUCACCAAGACAGGGUAAGUACAGCGUGUUUUAAUAGGAAAACUAACUGAAGUUUUAAAAAGUAAUUUUAUAUAACUCGAAAGUGAACCUGUUUCAUAACUCGAAAGUGAACCUGUUUCAUAACUCGAAAGUGAACCUGUUUCAUAACUCGAAAUCCUAAAACUAGAGCUUUAAAUCGCCAUUUCAUCAUCGUCACCGGAUGACGCCCCUGCCCCCCAUGGUUAUCAUUGUGUUGUUUUGAUUUAUGUCGCGUCCCACUGAUGUGUCACGAACAACCUUGGUGUGAGUAGUGCAAUCAUUCGAAUUUUAAUGCGCCUGUUGCAUGGUCAGUCCUACACAGAAAUUUGAGACUAACUACUUGUGUUUUUGAUCAACUCCCUCUAUUCCUUCGUAUUUGUUUUAUAAACUAUUUAACAUGUUUUCCUCGUAAAGAAAACUACUCUGUGAAUCUACAGUCUUUCCAUUAUCACCAACAUAUUUUUUUCAAAUAAAAUUAACCAAAUCUUUAUAACAGUUUAAGUUAUGAACUCUUCUUCUAACAACUCUAACGAUGCAUUCAAAACAGAAACCCGACAAAGGCACUGGACAGCGAGACACCAGGCGGAUGGCCAGCGUAUGACUUACAAGGUGGUCAGUACUUGGACUUUAAUCCCACCCCAAGCAUUCAGCAGGAUCUAGACAGGGAGAAGAGAGAGUUCUGGGAGGUCACGGCACCCUCUUGGUUUGCAUCGACAACAGUGUCGGUUACCGCAGCAACGUCUACUACACGUAAAGGAUCUACAGCCUCGGCGGUGGGGGCUGUCGGCUGUCUUCACAUCUGUGGAGUUGUUGUUGCAGCUGUGUUGAUUAAUAACUAGAGACACAAUGUUGGUUGAGACAGAGACGCAAUGUUGGUUGAUUAAAAUGUCAAAGUAUUUUUAAAUUUAAAAAAGAAAUAAAUAUAUAUUCAGUUGUGUUGUUAGAUAUAGAGCGGGAUGGAUGACAGAUGGGCUAAGAAUUGAAGGAUACAGAAAAAGAGGCAGAGAGAGAAGCAGAGAGACAGGGAGAGACAGAGAGAGACAGAGGAAGGGACAGAGAGAGUGGGGAGAGAAACACAUUUAACUUGCUAUUCAAACACAAAAAGAAACAAGAUUUUCAUUUUUGAAAACAUGCAUUUGUUCACCUGUCAAAAUGAUGAAACAUUUUUAAAAAAUGUGUCGUGACGUGUGAUUUAUAAAAAGGGAAAUAAGAAUGAUUUGCAGUUACAGAAUUAAAAUCUCAUGGUUAUGCCCCC